GAUGAUGGGUUCUUUCGUUCUCUUUCUUCCUGGUCGGGUUUCUCAUCCACUCACUUAAAGUUGGACGAAAAGAUACGUUAUUGCCUGUUAUUUGCAAAACGUAGUUUAAUGAAGCUAAUUUAGCUGCUAUGUAAAGGAUUUCGAACACGCCUAGAUCCCUUGUGCACGAAUAACGAGUCUGUCAACCGAGAACACGUGCCAACGAGACAAAUAAGCGCCGCCAUUAAAUUGCUAAAUUCGCCGGCACGAAAGGUUUGUCGUGGACAAAUAUGUUGCUUUGGAGUAACAUUAAGGGGCUAUUCGAAGAACGAAGUACAGUACGUCGGUGGAAAAGUUUUGUAGCUUACUGAAUUCGUGUUACGUAAAGCUGGGGUACAGUCGUGUACCGAGAGGCGAAUUCUUACACUGUAACAAGAGACGCACGUGUUAAGAAUGCUGUCGUGUUUUUACCUCUUAUGUGCCAGCUUUGAGCCAAAACGCCCCCAUUCUCCUAUAUCACGGAGUAUGUACCCUACGAGCCAUAGGCCUCGUUAAACGGGGUGUAUCCACCUCUUGUGUUAGCACUCUUAGAUUACUCUGAUGCAAAACCUCUUAACCUACGCCAUCGACUCUUCUCUGGUCAGUAUAUUACCGACCUAUGAGCGAGGAACGCUGGCAAACUCGAGAAGCCGUGUUGUGUAUGUUGCGAUUAUUGCGCUACAUUCUCUAACAUGCCGAUGAAGUUUUUUUUCCUCUGGUUGAUAGUACAUGUGUUUGUCAACCGAUCCAGGGCUCUAUAUGAUGGAAGAGUAAGAAUACGAACUCAAGAUGGCCAUUUGCAACUAAUGGUGCCGGAUGAGCGGAGUAUCUCUUUGAUCACUGGCCGGAACGGUCGGAUACUUUUUAACGGAGAAGAUAUAAGCUCUGCUUACCAAACGGUACGCAAUGUUUCACUAGAGUUAGCCACUCUGCGACAGCGGGAAUUGGCCUCUUUACAAACCAAGCAAUUGGAACUAUUCGCACGUCUUGAUGGUGAUACCGGAGAAAAUCUCCAUGAUCGCUUGGUGGCAUUGGAACAAUCUUUAGCCAAUCUAACCUCUCAAAAUGUCCAGACUGUAACAAAUGAUAGAACAGGAACCCCCAAUAACUUUCGUCGACUUAGGCGACGUUUCCAGACCCUUGAACGAAACGUUCAACGUCUGACGACGGCUAUCCAAACAGAUGACUGCGCCAGUUCACCUUGCAGAAAUGGCGCCAUUUGUAUUGACUCUUACAAUAAGUUUCAAUGUCUCUGCCCACCUAAUUGGGAGGGAACAGCUUGUGAUGUAGAUAUUGACGAGUGUGAUAGUUUCCGUGGGACGGAUUUGGGUUGCCAAAACGGUGCAACAUGCGUCAAUACGGCUGGGUCUUACCGUUGUACCUGUCCACCUGGAUGGUUUGGAGUUCACUGCACUCAAAGGACAGACGGAUGCAACAGUGGUACCAAUGAACAGAUUUGCGGCCACGGAAUUUGUCUUAGUCAGCCGGGCCAAGGAAGAGGCUACAUCUGCUUAUGCGAGCAAGGGUGGACCACAGACGGCGUUAAUCCUGGUUGUAUGGUUGAUGUCGACGAAUGUCUUUAUCCCAUUCCACUAUGUUCAGUUAAUCCCCGUGUCCAGUGCAUAAAUCUCCCUGGCAGCUUCCGCUGUGGAGCCUGUCCAGUUGGUUAUACUGGGAAUGGCCAUUACUGUACGGAUGUGGACGAAUGCCAGAUCAAUAACGGUGGAUGCAGUAUCAGCCCCCGCGUUCAGUGCACGAAUACUAUGGGUUCGCGAUCUUGUGGUCCUUGUCCACCAGGGUAUCAGGGCGAUGGGGUAUCUUGUAGUUUCGUUGGAGCUUGCACACUCAAUAAUGGUGGAUGUCAUCUAGAGGCGUUCUGUUACGAUAAUCCUGCUAUAUCAAGUUCGUACGUUUCCUGCCAAUGUCGACCUGGGUUGACUGGUAACGGUAUUGGUCCAAUGGGUUGUGUUCCACUACGCGGCGGUGGACGCAGAGGCGGUGGUGGUGGUCGUGGUGGUGGGGCGAUAGGACCUGUGAAUUACAAUGAUCCUUGCUCCCCUAAUCCUUGUGUUUACGGCACUUGUUCCAGGGUUGGUAACGAAUUUCGAUGCGAUUGCCAAGCUGGAUACGCAGGUCAAACAUGCAACAUUCCGUUGGAUGCUUGUAUGAGUUCGCCGUGUCUUAACGGAGGAACUUGUGCAACCGUUGGUCCAAAUCGACAAUUUCGCUGUAUCUGCCCGGCUGGGUUCACUGGCAACGAAUGCCAAAAUGAGAUACAAGCUUGUGGAGGGACGAUUUAUGAGACAAAUGGCACUAUUUCCUUCCCGUCUUCUGAUGGGGGUCUCUAUCCUCAUCAAAUCAGCUGUGCUUGGGUGAUCAACACGACUCCAGGAAAAGUGAUGAACAUGACAUUCACCAGAUUUCAUCUCGAGUCCUCUGAAAAUUGCAAAUUUGACUGGGUUCAGUUUCACGAUGGGGAAGAUGCUUCUGCCCAGAUAGUCGGACGGUACUGCGGCGAUCAAAAUUUUCCAGCCGGGUCAAUGGUCACCACUCAUAACCAGAUUUACAUGUGGUUUCGCUCGGACCAUUCGGUGAAUGGUCAAGGUUUUGAAUUAGUAUGGAACACUAUUGAUCCAGUGUGUGGAGGAGAGAUCUCUACGUCGACAUACGGUACAGUAAACUCACCUGGCUAUCCGGGCCACUAUCCAGCCAAUCGCGAUUGUGUCUGGUUACUAACUGCACCAUUAGGAAAACGAAUUCAGUUUACUUUCGCUACUCUUCAGUUAGAACAUCAUACCAAUUGUAGUUACGAUUUUCUCGAGAUUCGUGACGGCCUAGCUUUGACCGACAAUUCUUUGGGCAAAUUUUGCAGUACAGCAAAUCCACCGCCUCUGACAACGUCAGGGCCGUACGCUAUGAUCAAUUUUCACUCCGAUGCUACUUCGAAUGACAAUGGUUUUCACAUCACUUAUGCUGUUAUAAAUGGCAUACCAGGUUGCGGAGGUUUAUUGACUGGUCCGGGUGGAACCCUUUCAUCGCCCAAUCAUCCUGAUACCUACGAGCAUAAUCUAGACUGCGAAUGGGUUAUCCGAGCCACGAGAAACGAACGAAUCCGCUUGACUUUCACGGCCCUAUCGCUAGAAACAUCGCGGAACUGCGUUUAUGACUAUGUUGAAAUAAGGGAGGGUAACACACCGCAAAGUCCAUUGAUUGGCCGUUAUUGCAGCCGCAACGUGCCAUUACCUGUUCUUUCUCAAGGAAAUCAGCUUUUCGUGCGUUUCAAGUCCGACUUUAGCGUUGCAUCAAGUGGAUUUCGUGCACGUUACGAAACCGUUUGCGGAGGAACAUGGACAGAAUCUUCCGGAAUGAUUCAGUCACCGAAUUUCCCAUCACCGUAUCCGGCAAGCAAACAAUGUGUUUACGUCAUAGCCCUAGAUCCGGGUAAAGCUGUUCGGCUGGAUUUCCUCACCUUUGACGUAGAAGGAUCUCCUGAUUGUCGCUACGAUUACAUUGAGAUUCGCGAUGGAGAUAACAGCAAUUCUACGUUAAUUGGCAGAUAUUGUGGCCCACCGUCUCUAAUCCCUCCGCCCAUCGUCAGUACCCACAACUACUUGUGGAUCAAAUUUCAAACUGACGCGUCAGACCAAAAUUUAGGUUUCCAAGCCAACUAUUCUUCGAUUGACGUUGGAUGUGGAGGAAUAUUGACUAGACCGCAAGGCUUGAUUGCAUCUCCCCUGCAUCCAGAAGUGUAUCCGCAUGGUGCUACAUGUCGCUGGAUCGUGAGAGCCGGACCCGGAAAAGUGGUUCGCUUGCAAUGGAUGUCGUUUGCUCUAGAACCCGCACCCCCUUCAUGCUAUUUUGAUUCGGUAUCUGUCUAUGACAACAGUACCAUACCCAACACAGGUGGUUUGGUGGGUCGUUACUGUGGCACCGCCUUACCACCAUCGAUUACAUCGACUGGUGAUACGCUGACGAUUGUCUUUAAAUCUGAUACCAGUUUGGCAGCUGAAGGAUUCACAGCUACUUACGUCACCCUAAAUAGCUCUUUACUUUGCGGCGGUACGUAUUACACGGAGACAGGAAUGAUUGCCUCACCAGGAUUCCCCAACGGCUAUCCGCCAAGGUUGGACUGUUCGUGGAUUAUUCGUGCUCCUCUCAAUCGACAGAUUCAGCUGAAUAUAACGGAUUUUGAUAUGGAAAAUCACACUCAAUGUCAAAUGGACUACCUCGAAAUACGAAAUGGUGGAGGGCCAACUUCCCCUUUAAUUGGGACUUUUUGCGGUCGAAACAUCCCACUUACCAUCCCGUCACAUAGCCACGAAAUGUAUAUUCGUCUCGUAACUGAUUACUCCCUUUUUGGACGAGGUUUCCGUCUUUUCUGGGAUGCUACGGCCACCGGCUGCGGAGGCGUUUUGACUAGCCCAGAAGGCUCCAUCGUUUCGCCUGGUUAUCCAUCAUCGUAUGGCGAGAAUGCUGAAUGCAUUUGGAGGAUUGAAGUUUCUCACGGAUCUCGCGUACUGUUUGCCUUUGUUGAUUUGGAUAUGGAAUCGCAACCCUCGGGCUGUGCGUUUGAUUAUGUUGAGGUUCGUAACGGCAGAGAUCGUCGGGCACCGUUAGUUGGGCGUUAUUGCAACUCUUUCUCGCUUGUACCCAUCGUCAGUAAAUCAACGAGUCUCUAUGUAAAAUUCAAAUCCGAUAGUAGUCUUGCCGGAAGAGGAUUCAAAGCCCGCUAUGAAACUUUGUGUAAUACCGAGUUACGAGGUCUAAGUGGUGUCAUCGAAAGCCCGAAUUUCCCCAACAACUAUCCACACAAUCGCAAUUGUACGUGGACCAUUGCUGCCCCACUUGGCAAUAGGAUAAAUCUAACUUUCUCGCAUUUUGACGUCGAAGACCAUGGCUCUCACGAAUCAACCGAGUUGGUGCCUGUUAAUUGCAUGUAUGAUUUUGUUGAAAUCAGACAGCCAAACGGAACCCUGGGCCGCUUUUGCGGCUCUAGCCUGCCACCCGAACUGGGUUCAACUCAGGAUAAAGUCAUGAUUCAAUUCAUGUCUGAUUUAUCUGUUGCCCAUAACGGUUUCCGUUUGGAAUGGCGAGUCAUUGGAUGUGGUGGAAGGCUAGCGAAACCGUUUGGUAGUCUAAAAUCACCAGGUUACCCAUCUUCAUACCCGUUUAAAACAGACUGUGUCUGGGAAAUUGAGACAGAACCAGGCAGCCGAGUGGAAUUAACAAUUAAAGAUAUCGAUAUCGAAUCAGCUGUGAGCUGCAACUACGAUUUCCUUAGAGUUCACGGAGGAGCGGAUGAGACUUCUCCCAAGCUAGCUGAAUUUUGCCAUCGCCAAGAUAAACCCGUCGUGGUAACGGCCAUUGGUAACCGUAUGUACGUUCAUUUCCACAGUGACGAAUCACUCCGUGGUAAAGGCUUCAUUGCAAGUUUCAAAACUUUACCGAACGGUUGCGGUGGUUAUUACAAAUCUCCUGCUGGAAUUAUUCACUCGCCAAACUAUCCCCAAAACUACGACCAUGACGCUGACUGCACAUGGCUUAUUGAAGUGGCAGUUAAUCAUGUCGUUGUACUGAAUUUCGUCGACUUUGAUGUUGAACCCUUCACAAACUGUACCUUCGAUUAUGUGGCGGUAUAUGAUGGACCAUCGUUAAAUGAUACGGAAAUCGCACGUUUCUGUGGCAGCACUUUGCCUAAUCCACCUUAUAUUCGAUCCACUUCAAAUCAAAUGUUUAUUCGCUUAAAAGCUGAUGGGAGCGUUUCGGCUAGAGGAUUUGUAGCCAACUAUACAACAGGAUGCGGAGCAAGUAUUACCGUCAAUCAAGAAGAUAUUGGUGAACUGACAUCGCCAAAUUUCCCUCAUUAUUAUAGUAAUUGGUUUAAUUGCACUUGGACUCUGACUGCCGCUAACCCAGAUGACCGAAUCUACUUGAUGUUCACGCAUAUGGAUUUGCAUAGCUUCGUGCCGCAAUCUUCUGCCAUCACUGCUGCAGAUACUAACUGCACGACGAGUUUUGUUCGUGUCCAAGAUGGAGAUGAUUCUGACGCACCUGUGGUCGGCAACUAUUGUCUUACCAGAGUUCCAUCACCAAUCACCAGCCAGGGUUCUUCACUCUACGUACGCUUGCAAACAACACCGUUAAUGUUAUUGGGCGCUGGAUUUCGUGCAACAUAUUCUGUCUUGUCUCAAGCUUGUGGGGGAGAAUUCACUUCAGAACACGGAUCAUUCAGUUCGCCCUCGUUUCCGAACUCUUAUCCUGUUUCAACGGAAUGUAUUUGGACAAUUUCAGCUUCAGCUGGUAACCGAGUGAUGGUCUCUUUCCGCAUGUUCGACAUCCAGGAAACAGAAUUCUGUAACGGUGACUACCUUGAAAUAAGAACCAACAAUGGUGGAGGUGAAUUGUUAGGACACUUUUGCGGCUCCGGAUUUUUGCCAAGUAACAUUACAGCAGCCAACAAACUUUGGAUCAAAUUCCGAUCAGAUGCCGAUUCUACAGCACCCGGAUUCGUUGCUGACUACAGUUUGCUUCAUGGAAAUGAUUUAAGUGGAAACCGAGGAGAGAUUGCUUCACCUUUAUACCCUCAUCCGUACAUUCACCGAGAUGAUUUCAGUUGGCGAGUAACUGUAGAUAACGAACGAUUUGUCCGGCUAUAUUUCUAUCCUCAAUUUUCACUCGAACGUGAACAUGAUUCUACUAUAUGCAUCUCAUCCGUACUGGUUUACGAUGGAUAUGAUGAGCAAGCCCCCUUGUUGGGAGAAUACUGUGGGGAAAUUCGACCUCGACAGAGAUACGUGAUUGCUUCCGGCAAUGUUGUCUACAUAGUCUUUCGCUCCCGCUCAAUUGAAGGGUCCUUCUUCCGGCUUCGGUGGAAUGCUGUUUUGAGUAGUGCGCCUACCAUGAUCUCGACACCGGCCCCCGUGAACUCUAGUGUGGUAUGCGGGAACGAUUUUUUCGUGACGGAUGGAAACUUCACCAUGGUUACGAGUCCAGGGUUCCCAAUUGGUUAUGCAAAUAACCUCAUUUGUACUUGGACGUUAACUGCUGAUCCACAUUACAGAAUAGCCAUGACACUAAUUACACUUGACAUGGAAGCUGGAUCAUGCAUGUUCGACUACGUUGAGAUCGCUAAUAAUGGAGAUGUCAGACCACAAUUACUUGGACGAUAUUGCCGACGUGAUCAACAAGGAUUGGUGGUAACGUCAGCUGGAAAUAGCGCCACAGUAACUUUCCGUACCGAUUCUACGGUUAAUCAAACUGGUUUUCAAAUCAACGCCAAAACCGUGUGUGGAGGGAUCGUAAGAGAAUCACGUGGUGUUAUCAAGUCCCCUAAAUAUCCGGCAAAUUAUCCUGCUUCAACAACUUGCGAAUGGGAUGUCAGCGUUCGUCCGGGAAGAACGAUCAGCGUUAGCUUUGAUAAUAUGCAAAUUGCAUCAGAUAUGCCAGCGUGCUCACAGGACUAUGUUAUCCUGCGCAAUGGAGAAUCUGUUGACUCACCGGUGCUAGGCAGCGGCAGAUUGUGUGGCAAUAGCAUUCCAACCGGUUCAAUGGUCACAACUGGAAACCGACUUCACAUCAAGUUUGUGUCGGACGGCCAAACCAGUUCUGCUGGAUUUCAAUUGAGGUUUGAAGAGGUUCGAACGGCUUGCGGCGGUCGACUAACACUCACCAACGAUAUAAGAGAAAUCACAAUCGAGUCGCCAAACAGACCGUCUCCUUCACCGCCAAACGCAGAAUGCGAAUGGAUUAUUCUCGCUCCCGGAGGACAUGCUGUCCAAUUAGACUUUGUUGGCCAAUUGGAUAUACUCAGUCAAUAUGCUUGUCGUAGUGCUGGAGUGGAAGUGCGAAAUGGGGGUACUUUAUCCUCACCUGUGCUAGGCCGGUAUUGCGGCCGAAAUGCGCCAGGAUCGAUUUUCUCAACAGGCAACAGCCUUCAUGUUCGCUACUUUAAUUCAUUACAAAAUCCUGGGACUGGAUUCCAAGCCCGCGUCUCCAUUGCUCGCUGCGGUGGAACGAUUGUGGCGUCACGAGGUGUCCUUAUUUCACCGAAUUAUCCGUCUUCUUACGAACCCAACACAAGGUGUGUAUGGACUAUUCGUGGCCCAGUCGGUCACUACAUGAAUUUUCAAUUCACUGAUUUGGAUUUGCCGCCUAUCGCCGCAAUCGGAGGAAAUUGUUCGACCGUUGAUUAUGUUGAGAUUCGUGAACGCAAUGCUACAAAUGAAGUAUUGGCGACAGUUUGUGGAAGUGAUUUUUCAAAUGUGAUUUCCAGCUAUUCGAAUGAAGUAGACGUCAUUUUCCAGACUGGCAGUCGAGUUUACAAUCGGCAGGGAUUCCGGAUAACAUACAACACUAGUAUAGACGGAUGCGGCGGAGAUGUGAGCGGUUCUAGCGGAAUCAUCCAAUCUCCUAGCUAUCCCAACUCGUAUCCUCAUGGGCGCAUAUGUAUUUGGAAAAUACGUGGACCAAUCGGACGCAGCAUAACAUUAACUUUUACCGAUUUCGCGCUGGAAGGACCUCUGAGGCGAGCAGGAAGUACUCAAUCAGAGUGCCAGGAUUUUGUCUACGCUAUAAAUGGACCCGACAUUCAAAGUUCUCCGCUGUACCGGAAUUCAUCAAAGCGGUGUGGUUCAACACUGCCAGAAAUUGUCAGCUCUUCCGGCAACAAUAUGAUUCUGAUUUUCCGAACGGAUGGUUCCGUCACACAUAGAGGAUUUUCCGCCCGAUACGAUACAGAUCAGCCAGCAGCAUGUGGUGGAGAAUUAAAUGGUGCCGUUGGGUCUUCCGGCUACUUUACAUCACCCGGUUUUGUAUCCCCCACAUCGGGCAAUUAUAGCAAUUCGCUUUACUGCGAAUGGCAAUUGGUCAAUACCGAGCCGACUAAUUCAAGCGUGAUUUUCACUAUCGAUGCGAUGGAUAUUGAGGGUCGUUUGCCCAAUAGCGAUCAAUGUUCUUUUGAUUCUCUCAGCUUCUAUGGAGGUUCAAUGCGUAUACCUAUGGGGCAAUACUGUGGUAACCAAACUAGCGAUACUUCUAUCUACAAUCCGUUCCCGGAAUCUCUCAUCCGCUUCACGACGGAUAUGACCAUAACGGGCAUAGGAUUCAACACGACCUAUCGCGUGUCUCCGUGCGGAGGGGACAUUACCAACCCACAAACGAUUUCUUCGCCUAAUUUCCCUACCUAUUACGGACUUAACGUGGACUGUGUCUGGUUAAUCGAUUUGUCUGAGAAUGGACAACAGGUGCAAGUUACCUUUGACGAUAUGCAACUCGAUUCGGAUGAUUGCUCCCAGGAUUACCUGAGAAUUCUCAAUGGCCAUAUGCCAACUUCGCCACAGCUGGGCCGUUAUUGUGGUUCGACCCGACCCAACGUCAUCCGUUCACAGAGUUCUUAUCUAUGGGUCCAUUUUCAUUCUGAUAAUGUUUCAGGAAACUCAAAGGGUUUUUCAAUAACCGUGGACGCUGUAACAUCCGGUUGUGGUGGAAUUAUGCACAGUCGGACUGGAGUAAUAACAAGUCCUAAUUAUCCAGCGGCUUACGGUACUGACGCUGAAUGCGAAUGGGAAAUCCGUGUUGAUCCGGGCUACAAAGUGAUUGCCGAUUUCUUCCAACGAUUUGACCUGGAAAACAGCACCAAUUGUCAAAACGAUUUCGUUGAGCUUAUGGACUGGAAAAAUGAAACGUGGCAUUCUCUUGGACGUUUCUGCGGAAAGCAAUUCCCAGCGACCAUCACUACUUCUGGCGAGACGAUGAAAGUCCUUUUCCGCUCUAAUUCCGUUCAUCAGGGUGACGGAUUCCGCAUGCGUUGGAAAGUUGGAUGCGGAGGAGAAUUUGACAGUCCAACUGGACAAAUAACAUCACCAAAUUAUCCGCAACGUUAUGGCGAUAAUCUGUUGUGCAAUUACACCAUCACCGCAACUCCGGAUACCUACAUCAUUGCCAAAUUUAUAGACAAGUUUGAAAUUGAAUCUCAUCCGCUUUGCAUUUAUGAUCGACUUGCUGCCUAUCAAGGCAAUAGUUCUAUAUCUGCCCCAAUUGGCCGUUACUGUGGGUCCCAAAUUCCACCACCGAUCGUUAGCCACAACACGUUGUUUAUGCAAUUCCGCACGGAUGGCUCCAUCAGUGGAUCUGGAUUCAAAAUCAGCUAUACCAAACAAGAAUGUGGUGGAACCAUUACGUCUCCCACCAUCAUCAGUUCACCCUCGCAUCCGGAUACUUACUACAAUAACCUUAAUUGCACCUGGAGGAUUGAAGCACCUGCUGAUCAAGUGGUCGAUAUCAAAUUCCAAUCAUUAACAUUGGAGACGCAUCGAGACUGUCGCUAUGAUUGGGUUGCUGCUUACGAAGGAUUACGGGUGAAUCAGUCUCAGUUACUGGGUCGCUAUUGCGGCAAUUUCACCUAUCAAUUGCCUCGUGUUAAAAGCCGUGGGUCAAAGGCGCUUAUCCAUUUCCGUACUGAUUGGAGUGUCAGUCACGGUGGAUUUAGCGCUAGCAUCCGUUUUACGUCAGGUGAAAGACAAGGGUGUGGAGGGCUUAUCAAUCUGACAGCCAACGCUCAGCAACAAUUGCGAGCACCAGAUGCAGCUGUGUUGCCCCGCAACGGUCACAUUGAUGGCGAACUAGAUUGCCAAUGGACUGUGAUUGCUCCACCUGGCAAAGUCAUACGACUUCAACUGACUCAAAUCGAUAUGACAGAGGGCGGUUGUUCUCAAGACUAUGUCGAAGCUAGAGAUGGUGCAGGCAAAAGUGCGAGUCUGAUUGGUCGCUAUUGUGGUAGUGUUGUGCCAUCGUCGUUGAUCGGCUCUACCAACAUCAUGUGGAUCCAAUUAGUAACGGGAACGUCAAACAGACGAGCCAACUUUGUUGCAACUUUGUCGUACCAAGAAACACCUUGUGGCUCAACUGGAACGCUGGAUGCUACUGAGAUGAACCAAAUACUUUCAUCUCCAAACUACCCGGCACCUCCUGGUGCGAAUCUACGCUGUCGCUGGCUCAUUGACGGCAACUCAACUGCCGUCCAAAUACGUUUCCAGCAUUUAUCGAUCGGCUCUGCUGACUCCGCCCAAUGCACCAAUGAUCGUUUAGAAAUUCAAGAUAUUAUCAGCGCUAGCCAGAAUCAAGAGGCCAGUGGGGAUUUAAUAUUGAAUGGCGAUGGGGCAUCUGUCGUGACACUAGAUCAAAAUCAGAGAAUCAUAAUCCAGAGAGAAUUAGGGCAACGUUUGACUUUUUGCGGUACGCGUUUGCCGCAUGAUGUUAUCUCAUCCGGCGGUGCCCUAGCUGUGACUUUGAUCACGGGAAAUUCAGCUGAAUCAUCAGGAGGUUUCCAGCUGCAAUAUUCGUUAGCAACAUGUAAUCGAAGCUACGAAGGCGUCGAAGGAAGAAUCGUCAGCCCACGCUGGCCGGGAUUUUUCCGCUCGAACGAUUACUGCCAGAUGACUAUCGAAUCUCCAGCCAACACUACAAUUUCCCUCUAUUUUAACCUGUUUCGCUUGAUGAACAGUCUGAAUUGCAGCGUCUCUUCACUAGAGAUCCGAGAUGGCGGCACGAGUUCCGAUCGUCUCCUUGGUAAUCUCUGCGGUUCGGCUCUACCCAACUCGAUCUUUUCAUCUAGCAACAGGUUGUGGCUUCAGUUCAGACCAUCCCUAUUGCCACAGAGAGGUUACGAUCUUACCUUUACCUCCACUCAACAAGGUCCUGGAUGCGGAGGAGCUGUGUUUAACACCCGAGGUUCUGUAACGAGCCCCGGUUUCCCUGGCAACGUUUCUCGUGCUACCGACUGCCGAUGGGAGUUAUCUGUUCCAAUUGGAAUGAUUAUCAAAAUCGAUUUUCCCAUGUUCCAAUUCGGACCAUCUGAUGACUGCAUGAAUAAUUACGUGGAAAUAUCAGAUAUUCGUGCAAGUCCAGACGGGACAUUAGGAGAGGCUUGGAGAGCGCGCUACUGUGGAAACGAUCGGCCAUCGACUUAUGUGGGCUCUAGCAAUGGAGCUACUCUUCGUUACGUCACCUCAACGAAUAACACCGGAUCGGGAUGGAGAGCUGUCUUCCAGGGCGUCACCAGUAUCCAUGGCAACCAAUAACAAUUGCAACUCUCCCACAUCAUUGAUAACGCAACCAUACAAAGUUUCCCCUUUUUUUUUUGGUUUUUUACUUAAUCCAUUUUUUUAAAUUUUAAAUGCAAAACACGUGGGGGACUCUUUGUUUCCUCUCUUUUUCAUUUUUUUUUAAAGAUUAUUAAUCACAAUAGGUAUGGGUUUGUUUGUUAUGUAUCCAUAACUUGUUAUUCCAUUUUCAAUACGAGACAAUAUUGACAAUUGA
Molecule: messenger RNA, 12333 nt
Organism: Daphnia magna
Lineage: Eukaryota; Metazoa; Arthropoda; Branchiopoda; Diplostraca; Daphniidae
Product: cubilin
Exons: 59
Coding region: 711-12095 (3794 amino acids)
Molecular function (GO): calcium ion binding
Source: RefSeq, a predicted model, not a curated record